Molecule: messenger RNA, 4736 nt
Organism: Paramisgurnus dabryanus
Lineage: Eukaryota; Metazoa; Chordata; Actinopteri; Cypriniformes; Cobitidae
Gene: jph1a
Product: junctophilin 1a
Cellular component (GO): plasma membrane; junctional membrane complex; endoplasmic reticulum membrane
Source: RefSeq, a predicted model, not a curated record
CUGUGGUGCCGUGUCUGCCUGCGCAGCGCCUGCGAGUGAAACGCAGCGGCUACAGCGUGCGCGGCUCCGGGUAAUGAUGUGCUAAGCCUGCCUCCUCAUUCAUACCCCCACAACCCAACCAAAAACAUCAAACAACACUCCCGUUGCGAGCUAUUCUCCCUGUUUUCAUCGUUGCUACGCAACUCCGCUGGAAACAAAAACGGUUUAAUGAAAGAGAAAGAGAAGAAGCACCUCACGAUUGUUUUUAUUUUCAUCCCAUUCUGAAUGACGGGCGGACGGUUCGACUUCGACGAUGGUGGCACUUAUUGCGGCGGAUGGGAGGACGGCAAAGCCCACGGACACGGCAUCUGCACGGGACCCAAGGGUCAGGGCGAGUAUGCCGGGUCCUGGUCCCACGGCUUUGAGAUAGUGGGGGUUUACACCUGGCCCAGCGGGAACACGUACCAGGGCUACUGGUCGCAGGGUAAACGGCACGGGCUGGGAGUCGAGACCAAGGGAAAAUGGAUGUAUCGUGGGGAGUGGAGUCACGGGUUCAAGGGUCGCUAUGGGGUCCGGCAGAGCACCAAUACACCUGCCAGAUACGAUGGGACGUGGAGUAAUGGAUUGCAGGAUGGCUAUGGGGUCGAAACGUAUGGGGAUGGUGGCACUUAUCAAGGCCAGUGGAUGGGGGGCAUGAGGCACGGUUAUGGGGUUCGCCAAAGCGUGCCUUAUGGAAUUGCAACUGUUAUUCGUUCUCCUCUUCGCACCUCUCUGGCCUCCUUGAGAAGCAAUGGCACCGUGCAGAGCAAUGGCACCGUUCUGCAAGAUUCUGUGGGAGACACACCGGUUGGCACUCGGGGCGGUUUCGUGUUGAAUUUUCACAACGAUACUGAAGUCACCACGGGCAAGAAGAAGGGCCUGUUUCGCCGCGGGUCUCUCUUUGGCAGCCUUCGCCAGCUCCGUAAAUCCGACUCCAAGACGUCCAUCUCUAGCAAACAGAGUGCUGCCCGGAGCGACGCCACCAUGAGCCGCAUCAGCUCCAGCGAUGCCAACUCCACCAUCAGCUAUGGGGAUGGAGAGGUGCACGAUGAGUACAUGCCCAUGGAGGACCACGUGGACGCCACCACCACUGAGUCCUACAUGGGCGAGUGGAAGAAUGACAAACGCAAUGGUUUUGGAGUCAGUGAGCGAUCCAAUGGGUUGAAGUAUGAAGGGGAAUGGUUGAACAACAAAAGGAAUGGAUACGGAUGCACGAUAUUCCCGGAUGGAACCAAAGAAGAGGGGAAGUAUAAAAAUAACGUACUGGUGCGUGGAAUAAGGAAGCAGCUUAUUCCUCUUAAAAGUCAUAAAACUAAAGAAAAAGUGGACAGGGCCGUGGAGGGAGCUCGAAGGGCGUCAGCUAUCGCCAGGACUAAAGUGGAAAUAGCAGUUUCAAGGACGACCCACGCCAGAACAAAGAGUGAAUCAGCAGACCAAGCCGCACUUGCAGCAUGUCAAGAAUCGGACCUGGCCAGAGCCGUUGCUCGAGAAUUAUCUCCAGGUUUCUAUCAACCAGGUCUUGACUAUAUCAAACAGAAGUUCACAGAGCCAGUAGAGGAGAUUAAGGAGGAACCGCCAAAGGAGGAGGAGAAGGAUGAGAAGGAGGAGGAGAAGAAACCGUCCGGCAGCCCUUUCUAUCGGCGUGGCACGACUCCCUCUCACUCUCCCGCUCGGGGCAAAACCCCAUCACCUCCUUCCUCCCCCCAAAAGAGCCAGCCGGCCAACUCCAGCAUCACACGGAAGAUAAGCAAAGACAACAGCGUCCCAACCAGAAAGAUAAGUAAAGACAACAGCGUCCCAACCAGAAAGAUAAGCAAAGACAGUAGCAGUGUAGCUCGCAAGAUAAGCAAAGAAGAGAGAAACACGAUCGUGGCGGAGAUCGCCAAAGUGACCGCGCCUGCUCCUGUACAGCACUUCAAACUGCAGGACGUUCCCCCGCCAAAGCCCCCCAAGGCACCUGAGCCCGUGUCCAGAUCUGGACAAACGGGUAAUGGGCAGCUACAUGCUGCUUAUCACAGUUACUAUGUGAAACCAGUGGUACAGAAACCUCCUCCAGAGGAACCAGAAGAUGAAGAGCCUGAGAUGACACAAUCCAGCCUGGCCAGGAUGCCACCGCCGCCUAAAAUGGUCAUGACACCAACUCCCAAAAUCAGGAAACAAGAAUCUAUCAAACCAAAGAGCUUAGCAGAAAUCAAGAAAGCCAGCAUGGAUGACGCCAACGAAACAUCAGAGCAAGAAUCCGGCCCCAACCCGAUUUUGGUCGUCAUGGUAAUGCUUUUGAAUAUUGGAUUGGCAAUCAUUUUUGUCCAUUUCUUGACCUGAAAGAGUGCUAUCUCUGUGUUGUUGGCUGGCAACCCACACAGUUGUGUCAAUGACCUUUAUGAAAUCCACAUGGCACCAGAGAAUCUCCAGAAGGGCGGCGAGAUCUGAAGGAGUUCGAAACGCACGGCAUCAUCCUUGAAAACGACCUAGUCAAAUGUCAUGUGGCUCUGAAAAAAGCUUAAAAAAAGGGGAAAAUGUUUUGGAGAAAAAACUACCAUAAAAACGGGAAAAAAGAAAGCUUCAUAACGUGACUGCUGAUGGAAAGCCUUAAUAUCUGAUGUGUGAAGCCGUUCCAUGGGUCUCUGGCUUUUGGCAGAGACUUUACUGGAAAUGUUUGAUGAUGCACUUUUGCAUGAUGGGCAAGAACAGCUGCCUUACUCUUUUACCAUCUGACGUGUGAGUGGGAAAUGCGCUCGCAGUGCCAGAGGAAUGCGUACAGGGGACUUUGUUGCAAUGGGCAGGCGUAAGUUCCUGAAACCAGCGUCUCCAAUCUCACUCGCUCGCGCCCUUUCCCAACCCACCGCAGUUUCUUCUACGCAUGUGCUGCGUUUUUGAUGGAGGCUACCAGUACUGUAUUGGUCAUGUUUGUUCUCGUAUACUGUUUUUCUUUCCUUUUAUGUUCGUAUGAAUCAAAAUAGUGUUUGAACUAAAUCAAAUCAAAGUAUACCUUUCACAAGUCCCACUUAUUUGUGGGUUUUUGGUAUCACGGUAGUGUUUUAAAAAUAAUUUAUAUUUAUUUAUAAUGUGCAAUAUGGUUUAUUUUAAUAUUUUUCCAAUGAGGGGCUUCAGUCCUUUUUAUUCUGGUAUUCGAUAGAAGAUUAAAAUUAAGAGUGGGAUAUCUAAUUUCCCACGAUGCAAUGAGCUCGCCCACCCUGAUUAUGGCUAAACUGAAAAAGUCUUAUGAAGUGUGCUAUUUAUUGAAUUCUGGGAACUAUUUGUUGUGUUAAUGUAAAUUAGGAAUAUGCCAUUGUGCAUGCAAUGUUGUGAAAGAGUUAUUGUGCUUCAAAUGUCAGGUAUUUGACAUGUGAUAGCAGGUGAGAAAUUUUAAGUAAAAAAACAAGGCUUAGGGCUUGCUUGCAUGUUUGUGACCUUGAAUACUUUGGCUGUCAAAAGACUAAAUACGUUCAGGUAGCGCUACAGUUGGGGUGGUGCUAGAGGAAGUAGGAUGUUGCCUUUAAAAAAAUGUCUUUAACCGUGCUUCUGUUUACCUCAAAAGAAAAAAGAAAAAGCCUCAUUAGAGAUGAAGUCUUUGUCUUAAAUCUGUCAUAUGCAAAUUCUGAUCUGGGAAUUGAUUUUAAAUGUGCCACUAUAUUAUAAGUGUUUAUAGUCCUGAUGACUUUAUUUUUAUUUGUUCAUAUUUAUGUCAAUUUUCCCUCUUGAGAAAGUUAAUUAUAAAAGAUUUAUAUAUUUAUUAUAUAUCGAAUUAUAGAUAUGUGACUCUGCCUGUGAAUCCGCAGCUAAAGCCAUUUUUUAUGUUUCUACAUAAAAUCUAUCCACAUAAGGUAAAGGACAUAUAAUAUCUUUAAUAUUGACUGAGUAAAGUCAAAGGUCAAAGAUUGAAAUCAAUGUGAACUAGAUUUGGAGACUUUAGCCUGGAUUUUACAGACAGAGUCACAUAUAGUUUCUAGUGUUUGGUGAGUGUAAAAGGGCUUUGGAAAAUUCUGCAUUAAAUUUUUAAUUUGGUUUCUCUUUAUCAAACCCUCAUUUAUUUCUCGCUUUUAGUUGUUGUUUGCAUGGGGUCUUGGGUGAAAAGCACCAACGCCUGUUGAUAUUAAAUUCAGACUUAGAGGUAAAAAUUUGUGCAGGGAAAUUAAAUAAAUCUUAAAGAAAAAAUUAUUUAAAUGUUUAUUUAGGCUUUUUUAUUCUUCAUUCGGUGAACUUUUGGCAUCUUCAGGCAUCUGUGUUUUAUAUUGGGCAUUUAUCAAAAACAAUGAUGGGCUCUUUUUAUAUACUUUCCAAAGGAGUGUUAUAUGCUUACAGUACAGAACAAGGAAUUAUUUUUCUAAAACAAAUGUUGCAGAGGCAAAAAAAGCAUUUAUAUAUUAAAGGUUUAUUGUAUUUAUAAGCAUUUUUACAGAACACAGCCAUUACAAUAAAGAAUUCUGUGAUAUUUUUCUAUGGAAAUGCACAAUUGUAUUUUGUCAAAAGCAGUAUAGAUCCUUUAUAUUAAGCAUUGUAUCACCCACAUCAAAAUUAUGACGUAUAUUUGAUUCAGUAUCAUUUCAAAUGUGGACAAUUUUUUUGUUUGUUUGUUUAGCUUUUGAACCCUUCCAUGCAAAAAUUCCCUCUAUUUUGGAGAUUUCGAGCCCACAGAGCCCCACAUAUUUCUGUCAUUUGAAAUAUUAUGGUAUUUAUCUGUACAAUAAAAAUGUUAUGACUUGUAAGUCUGCUCUUUA